AUGUCCGAGGCAGAGUUAUGGGCCAGCCUCGUCACUACUAUCGAUCCUGAUAACACAAAGAACAUGUCAGCUGUUCUCCAGUCUACCAUCAACCUCCUUGAGACAGAACUGGUCAAGGCCAGAGCUGCUCUCCAGGAAAUUCAACCCAACUCUACGUCGAUGAUCGUCCAUGGCGAGGAAUUGGCCGUUGGAGCCAUAGCUGCCUAUCGCCAGAAUCUCAUCGGCCGUGCCCCCGAUUUCUUCUACGGCACACGUCGCUUGACACCCAAGGAGCUGAAACUCGUCCCUGUCGUCCACGAAGUUGAGCUUACCGACGAGGAGGAAAGUGUCAAAGAGCGGUGCGAAACCAUAGUAGCCGAUGUUACUUUGAAGGCAACAUCCCUUGAAGAUGUUUUAGCGAAUAGCUUGAUCCUCGAUCACUUGGUGCCUUACCUCUCUCCGGGCUCUCUUCUGGCCCUAUCGGCCACCUCAAAUUUUAUGCACUCUCUGAUCCAAGAGACACCGUACAUCUUUCGUCAUCUUGAUCUAUCCAAUUGUCGUGGCGCGCAAUUAGUCGAUCAAUCGCCAAUCGACCCUGGCGGCCAGUUGUGGCGGACCGAGCGGAUGGACGAAUCUCUAUCCGAAGAUGAAUUCUAUUCAGUCCCCCUAAGAGGCAUCUUUGCCAAUUUGAACCGAAGGUCCAUCUUGCACGGUGUACGAACCUUAGUCUUGGAUGGCUUGUCGGUUCCAGCAAACCUGGUCUCGGAUAUAAUUUUGUCGGAUAGUUUCAAUCUAAACCUACUUUCAAUAAGAGGGUGUCGACACUUGAAUGAGCGGAAACUCAUGCAAGUCCUUAACUAUGCAGUGCGACCUACACGGCCAGUCGGAACACCCCGCGUGAAGGGUAUUUACUACUUUACUCCCAUGGAUCUCCCUCAAAACUCAGUCCGAAGUAGAUACCGAGACUGGUGGAGCUCUCAGUGCUUUGGCCAGCUCACUUUGGCGGAUAUGACGCGUACCGGUAACCAGGGAGAAGACCUCCACCAGAAUGCCUGGUAUGGCCCGUCAGGUAAACUGCUUAGACACCACAUUGAGGAAGGCUGGGCGCAGACUCUCCAGAGGUGUGAUGGAAUCAUUGGCUUUGACGCUACCAUGUGUCGCGGUCCUCGACACGACAUUGGCUUCUACGCUACGGAAUCCCACAAUGAUGACGAGCCACGGCCAGAAACACGGCUUCUCGGACCAGCUAUUGCAACGAUUGCCCUAGGUCCCAGAGGAUGCGACGGUUGUCACACGUCUGAAGAAGGUCCGGCUAUCUGGGGCCAAUCUCCAAGCGAACACCAUCCCCUCCUCACACCACCACCACUCCAUUCGUCUUCUUUGGCUGCAGCGAGGCGCCCAGCACUAUUCCCCGGUGAACACCCCGUUCUGAUAUCCCGUUGUGCGGACUGUCUCACCAAUCGGUGGUGCCAUCGUUGUAACAAGUGGUUCUGCAGCAACUGUCUUCCCAACCCAGAGCAUGUGAGAAACAGCUUAACACCUCAUCAAACAGCUGUGAGAGGACCCCGUUGUGAAAAUGAAAGACUUGGACUUGGCGUAACCAAAGACUGCUGGGAGUGUGGGCCAACAUGCGCUGCGUGCAAAUUGGAAUGCCAACGAAAUUGCCAAGUAUGUCAAGGAGACUACUGUAUUGAUCACAACGAAGGCUGCUCUUCGACUAUGUGCGAUUGGUGCAACACCAGCACUCGACAUCGAGUACGCGAACUCUAUUAG
Aspergillus puulaauensis is the source of this 1752-nucleotide messenger RNA. RefSeq lists its product as uncharacterized. Bases 1 to 1752 code for a protein of 583 amino acids. The transcript is spliced from 3 exons. Lineage: Eukaryota; Fungi; Ascomycota; Eurotiomycetes; Eurotiales; Aspergillaceae. The record is from RefSeq and is a predicted model, not a curated record.